AUGCAACAACAGCAACAAGGCGGUGCGCGUCUGCGACACUUGAACCCGCUCAGGCUGUUUCACGGCAACUUUUCAUACCAGGAGCUCCCCUCGGACAGCCGCAACACUUCGCCAUUCACACUGCAGCCUCUGAAGCGAGUGCGAUGGCCGUCACCGAAGCGCGCCGGUGAGGCAAUGCGUUCAGUCCGCUGGUCUCCUCUUCGCAUCCUACUCUGGGCAUUGACGUCGCUUCUCGUUCUGUUGAUGCUUAUUGCGACCCGCCAUCAUAGAUUCCGCGAGUCUCCGUCGCCUUCAAAUCCGGACCCAGCACAAGAAAAGCCUCCGGGUUAUCCAUGGGAGGAAUACCCACAAUUGAAGGCCUUCUACAACGGCAUUCGUACUUUGACUCCCGCCAAAGAAUGGGUUCCGGAAAAUCGCUACAACAAAUCCGCGCCCGAGGGUGCUGUCGACAGCAACGAAGCCCGUGGCCUUGCCAAGCAACCCGCUUUAGAUCCCAUCAAGCUCACCCCUUACCCCGAUUACAACUCGUACGAGUACACGCAAAAGCAUGGAAAAGUUGAGACCUGCUACAUGGAUGAAGAAGACAAGGUCGAAGUUCCUGAUGUCUAUGUCUACCCCGGUCUUCCCAGAAACAUGACUGCUCCCUUCUUCGGCACACACAAGGAACUCGGUAUCAGAGAUGAUGUCUGUUAUGAUAGAUUUGGAAGACUCGGUCCUUAUGGUUAUGGCUACAAUGCUACAGCAGGUGGUCUUGGUCCUGGUCUUGACUCGGAGAAUGUCGGCACGGACAAGCUUUUCGAAAAGAUGGGCACAGUUGAUUAUUCAAACGUCAACUGGGGCAAGGCCAUGAAGAAGUGUCACAGCAAGAACAAGGCUCGUUUCGAGAACAAGGAUGCACACCGCAAGAUCGCUCGUCAUGCCUACAUUCUCCGCAUCUGGACUGGCUACAACUUCAACUAUAACCAGCUCUACUCUCUUCGCGCCAUGAUCGCCGAACUUUCGCUCAAAUCUGGCGGUGAGUACGAUGUCUGGUUCCUUCUGCACGUCAAGGAUGAGACUCUUCCCAUCUGGGCCGACAAGGGUGUUUACCAGAAGGUCAUCGAGCAGAACAUGCCCAAGGAGUUCUGGAACAUGACUGUGCUCUGGUCCGAGUCUCAGCUGCUUAACUACUACCCUCCUCCUUUCGCCGAGCCUUUCGAGAACCCCUCCCAACAAAGUGUCCACGGUGUGUACCGCUCGGCCCACUUUGCUCUUCAAUGGUUUGGCCAACAAUAUCCCGACUACGACUUUUACUGGAACUGGGAAAUGGAUCUCCGUUACAAUGGCCACUACUACGAAUUCAAUACUGCUCUCGGUGACUGGGCUCGCAAGCAACCUCGCAAGGGAAUGUGGGAGAGAGCUGAGAGAUUCUGGAUACCCGAGCUUCACGGUUCAUACCAAAACUUCACUGACAUGGUUGAGCGUGAAACUCGUGAGAACGGCAAGACUCCUGUCUGGGGCCCUCCUGCUUUCCAGAACGAUGGCCUCUCCACCUCUCCCGCUGAUACUACCCCUCCCAUGCCCUACGACAAGGAUGAUUUCAAAUGGGGAGUCGGCGAAGAGGCUGAUCUCAUCACUUUCAACCCUCUUUUCGAUCCCAGCAGGACUAACUGGGUAUUCCGUCUCGACGCAACUGGUUACAGUCUCAAGAUGCCUCCUCCACCUCGUCGUUGCGCCAUCAUUACCGUCUCUCGUCUUUCCAAGCGUCUGAUGGAUAUUAUGCACGAAGAGACCUGGAAGUACCGCCACACCAUGUUCCCAGAGAUGUGGCCCGCCUCAUGUGCCUUGCAACAUGGUCUCAAGGCUGUCUAUGCUCCUCAACCAGUUUACUUCGAUCGUGACUGGGAUCUUGAGUACAUGGACAGAAUGUUCAACCGUCCUCGUAUUGAUGUUGACAGUCCCUUCGGAUGGGGUGAACACAACUUUAUCGGCAGUUCUUUCUACUACAACUCUCAAUUCAGCGGUGCUCUCUGGCGCCGCUGGCUUGGUCUCCGUGAAAACAAGGAGGGUGGUACCCGAGAAGAAGAGAUUGGCACUGGACGCAUGUGUCUAUUACCGUCGCUGUCCCACCCUGUCAAAGGAGAAUUGGGGGAGAAUAAUUGA
Molecule: messenger RNA, 2142 nt
Organism: Aureobasidium namibiae CBS 147.97
Lineage: Eukaryota; Fungi; Ascomycota; Dothideomycetes; Dothideales; Saccotheciaceae
Exons: 2
Coding region: 1-2142 (713 amino acids)
Source: RefSeq, a predicted model, not a curated record